CGUAGAUGUUUUGUGUAUAUAAAUUUGUUGUCUAUAUUUACUACUUAUACAGUCAUAUGUGUCCUGUGUUUGGAAGUAGUAAAAUAAUAACAAAGCAAGAGGAAAAGUAUAUUAGAUAUUAUAUUUUUCAUAUUCGUAUUGGCAUGAUUCGGAUAACAAUUACUACCGAAGAUGGAUCAGGCAUCAUUUGCUGAGAAACUCAAAAUCAAUUUUGGGGUGACCACAAAUUUGAGGGAUGUAGAGUUCAAUGAAUGCAGCAUCAAAAAAUAUAGUGACCUAAAUGAAAAUGUAUUUGGAGAAAAGAAUUUUCUUCUAUAUACUUGUGAUAUUUCUAUAUACAAUUUAUCAUUCUUAAUAAAAGUGUUAUCAUUUAACUAUGAAAAGAGAAAUGAGAUUUUGAAACUGGAUAUUGAAGUACCUGACAAAGAAGUGGAGAAAGAAAUAGCAAGGACAAGGAAUUACUUAAAACGAUAUAGAAAUCUAAAUGAAGCCAUAAGAUUGUUGAUCCAAACAUCAAAGUUUUUGGAAACAAGAAGACUAAUAACAGACAUUUUAUUUAAUAAAGAACCUUGCAUUACAUUGAGCAGACUGGAUGAUGGAGGAUUGUGCGUACAGUAUUUAAAAGAAACUGACAGUUUGUGUGUAAAGAUCUUGGUAGGAUGGAGAAUAGAUAGAGAUAUGAAUACAAAUACAAUAAUAGACGUUAUAGAAGUUUUCUACAAUAAUUUCAAUUUGCCUAAUGCCUCAGUAAUCAAAAACAUUCUGACUUCAUUAACCCAUCCAACACUUGACUUCCACAAAAAGCUGAAGCUGUGGAAGUUGCUAAUUGGAUGUCUUCAGGGCAAACAAACUUCCUUGGCAAGGACACAAUCAAGGAGAGUUGUUAGAAGUACCUCAGAUGCUGACAAUAUAAUUGUGAUAUCUGACUCUACAUCUACAGUUACUGACAAUGAACAAGCAAGUUCUAUAAAAGAAGCAAAUGUUAUUUGUACUUCUGGUAUUGAGGUUCAGACUAUAGACUUAGAUUCUUCAGAGGCAGAUGGGGUAAUUGUGAUACCAGAUUGUAGGGAAGAGACAUGCCCUUCUCCAAGAAAAAAAAGAAGAGUAGCAGGGGCGCAAGCAGACCAGGAGGCAGACUCAACAACAGUAGUUGUUAUUGACUAGCUGCAGAUAAUAAAAGAGUUAUUCAGCUCAGGCGGAAUGGAAAAUUGGUUAGAGUUGAACAAAAAAUGUAUAUUCAACAAAUUUUGGUUUGGUUUGAAAAAUAAUAAUUUGUCUAUUAGUCAAAACUUCAUAUGUGUAUUUGGAGUAAACUAUAAUAAUGUAUGCCUCAUGUAUCCUUAUUUAUCAUUUCAGCAUUGAUAGCUUCCAUUAAAAGUGAAGAGCAUGAAAUAUACAAAUGCUACACUAUAAAUAAGAUUGCAAAUGGCUUGUAAUCUGACUUUGCUGUCGAUACAAUAUCAUAUGAUAAUCCAUUUGAUGGGAAUAGUCAAUAGAGACCUAUGGUUCUGUAUAUUCACUUAUAUACUAUGAUUUCAAUUUUCUGACUUAGUUGAUAUCUACUGCCUGCUGAUACAAACAUAGUGACAAAUUAGAGGAUGUUCUGAAAAGUAAAGCCUCCUCUCCACAAUAACUUACCCUUACAUAUGGAAAUCGAAGGGAUCAGGGAUUGGCAUGCUGGAGCCUGUGCAUCAAAAAUACUGUUCACUCGCAGUUCGGGUUUUUAUUGAUCUAGGCAAAUAGAUGUAUAUUGUGACUACCUUUCAUCUCGAAUGAGAAAAUUGUGUAUGACUGGUAGCAUCCGUAUAUCAGUAGGCAGAUUUAGACCAUUGUAAAUAGGUCGCGUGUAAGUGAAUUGAAAAGAUGAGGAUAUGGAUAAGUUCAGAUGACGCGCAUGAGACGUAUGUUUACGUAAUGCUGACGACGCAGGGAUAGGGAUAAUUUUCUCACGCGUGUUUCCAUUUGAACUGCAAGUUUGAGUCUUUUAAAAGCGAACGUUAUGCUCACGCGCGUCAUCUGAAAAAGUAGACUAUAAAAGUUGUGCUGACAUUUUGGGAUUUAUUUAUCAAGUAUAUUAUAUGAGAUGUGUUAAAAAAAUAUGAUGAUCGAUUGUAUUACGAGCAAAUUAUUCAGCUCAAAUCAAAUUUAGAUUAAUCUCCUCCAAAGUACUCUCCGUGUCUAGCGAGGCAUUUAUCCAAUGGUGGUUCUGUUGUUGGAAGCAUUUCUGAAAGUCUUCUUGCAGAACGACGCUCAGCUGCUCUUUCCUAGCUCUUUUAUUCUCUGGAAUGAUGUCAAAAAUCUUAAUUUCCUUUCAGUAGGUUUUUUUUUAUUUUUGAGAAGAGCCAGAAAUCGCAUGGUGCGGAGAAUAAGUCGGAUAUGAACAGUCAUAUUUUUAACCAAAAAUUUGCGAAUCAGAAGCGAUAUGUGGCUCGGUUUGUUGUUGAAAUUGUGAUGAUGAAAGAGAAAACCGUUGGCCAAUUUUUGAGUCCCUGUCUGCGUACAUUGUUUCGCGAACGAUGUAAUAUUAACUUGUUUCACUUUGAACGUACUAUGACCACAUCACAAAACAUAUACAGUGAUCGCACUAUACCCCCGCUAUUAAAAAUAACACGAUAUUAACGUUCAACUUUGGCUGACGCCUUUUUGAGGUGAGGAGAGACAUUUUGCAUUAGCAGCUUUACAUUUUUGUUUGAGGGUCAUAAUAUAUAGCCAUACAGCUUUCAUCUCCAUCAAUUAUAAUUUUGGCCAUGUAGUCCAGACCCUUGAAUUCCAUUCAAACUGAGCCGAGUUCCCUUCUGCUCGUCGCCCAAACUCUAAGGACAAAUUUUACAGUGAGUCAUCUGAUUUGAAAAUUAUCGGUGAAAAUGCUUUGUCCGGGACCCAUACGAGAUGUUUACUUCUUCGCCAUGCUCUCGAAUCAUCAAUCACCUGUUUGAUAGAGCCGUUUUUCGUACUUUUUGCAUGUUUCCGUUGUUUUUUGAGGUCGAAGGAUGCUCCUUUGCUUGUCUUCAACCGACUCAUUUCCGCUUCUGAAUCGGUCUUACCAUUUAUUAGACAGCCUUCACAGUCACCAAAUUAUCAGCAAAAUUGAUGAUGCACUACAAAUACAAAAAGUACGACUUCGCUCUGGAAGCUAAUAAGCAAGUCGCAACUUGUCCCACAGAGUAUCUAACUGAAAUAGACUAUCAAACUUUAAUGGAUGUAGAUACAGCAAAUUUCUAAAUAUAAAAAUUAAUUCAUCGUUUUAAUGAUACCUGGAAUAUCAUACGUAUCUAUUUUAUUAUAUCAGAGUUUUAUAUAUUAUGCUUUUGAAAAUAAAAAUGAACAUAUUGUUUUUACUUAUUCUCAUAACUGAUCAUUCACUAGUUGCAGGUCCGAUUAUUCAAACCACGAUUAUUUUUAUCUAAACACGUUUGCUAAAUCACCAAGUUUUAGCUCUACUAUUGGUCGGUAAGCUAUAUAGGCUCGUAACAAAAUGAGCUAAUAGGAGUGCAAGAAUAUGGGAAUCGUGUUUGCUUUGACGCAAUGCUGAUGCGAUUUGAUAAUAUACAGUGGCGAAGCGUCCAUGUAACCAUUGUUACCAUUGGCAAC
This is a messenger RNA of Acanthoscelides obtectus, 3591 nucleotides long. Lineage: Eukaryota; Metazoa; Arthropoda; Insecta; Coleoptera; Chrysomelidae. The record is from the annotation of a GenBank genome assembly.